This is a messenger RNA of Rhipicephalus sanguineus (brown dog tick), 847 nucleotides long. Its product is annotated as cuticle protein 63. The record is from RefSeq and is a predicted model, not a curated record. Bases 16 to 753 code for a protein of 245 amino acids. The transcript has 5 exons. Lineage: Eukaryota; Metazoa; Arthropoda; Arachnida; Ixodida; Ixodidae.
CCUGUUUCUUUUUGUAUGCGUAUAUGUUUUGCCUUUGAACGUGCACACGUUUCUGCUGUUCUGUCUCUCUUUUUGCUCUACUGGGCCUUGUGCACUUCUCAAGCUACCAUUAUCCGUGCCUGCGUCCUCUUGGCUCUUGCCACCAGCGCUUUCGCUGGCUACACCGGCUACGGCCUGGGCCACGGCUACGGUCUCGGCUACGGUCUUGGUUACGGUCUCGGCUACACCGGCUAUGGUCACGGCUAUGGCCUCGGCUAUGCCGGCUACGCUGCUGCCCCAGUUGUCGCUGCUGCUCCAGCCGUGACCAAGGUCGCCACCACCUACCACGCCCCAGCCGUUGCCACCGUGGCUCACGCUCCAGUCGCCACCUACGCUGCCGCCCCAGUCGCCACCUACGCUGCUGCUCCAGCUGUUGCCACCUACGCCGCUGCCCCAGCCGUUGCCACCUACGCCGCUGCCCCAGCCGUGACUAAGGUUGCUACCACUUACCACGCCCCAGCUGUCGCCACCGUGGCUCACGCUCCAGUUGCCACCUACGCUGCUGCUCCGGCUGUCGCCACCUAUGCCGCUGCCCCAGCUGUCACCACUGUGGCCCACGCCCCAGCAGCCUACUACGGCUACGGUGUUGGAUCCCUCGGCUACGGUGCUGGCAGCUACGGUUACGGCCACGGUCUCCUCGGCUACGGCCUGAACUACGGCUAUGGCCUCGGCUCUCCCUACCACUACGGUGCCCUUCUCCGCAAGAGGAAGUAAACCUUCAAACUGUAACUUAUUUGAAGAUCAAGAAGAAAAGUUGCAGGCAUCAACUUCCAUCUGGAUGCAAUGAACUAAUAAAAGUUGUUUGCAC